Molecule: messenger RNA, 363 nt
Organism: Maudiozyma saulgeensis
Lineage: Eukaryota; Fungi; Ascomycota; Saccharomycetes; Saccharomycetales; Saccharomycetaceae
Source: the annotation of a GenBank genome assembly
AUGGCUGGUGUUAAGAGUUACGAAUUGAGAACCAAAUCUAAGGAACAACUUGAGUCCCAAUUGAUCGACUUGAAGAAAGAAUUGGCUGAAUUAAAGGUCGCUAAGCUAUCUAAGCCAUCUCUACCAAGAAUUAACACUGUUAGAAAGAACAUUGCUCGUGUCUUAACCAUCAUUAAUGAACAACAAAGAGCUGCUGUUAGAGAGUUAUAUAGAGGUAAGAAGUACCAACCAAAGGACCUAAGAGCUAAGAAAACAAGAGCUUUGAGAAGAGCUUUAACUAAGUCAGAAGCUUCCAAGGUUACUGAGAAGCAAAAAAAGAAGGACAUUGCAUUCCCACAAAGAAAGUUCGCUAUCAAGAACUAA